AGAGUACAUCGGGUGGAGAGAGAGAGAAUGAAAGGGAUCACUGGAGUGGUGAAGAAGGCUUUAGGAGAGAUGGAAUUCACUGCGGCCGGUGGAGCCAUCAAUUGGUUCCCCGGCCACAUGGCCGCAGCUACGCGUGCCAUUCGCGACAGAGUCAAGCUCGCGGAUAUGGUGAUCGAGGUCAGAGACUCCCGAAUUCCCCUGUCCUCGGCCAACCAAGACCUUCAGUCUCAUCUCUCUUCUAAACGCCGCAUCAUUGCCCUCAACAAGAAGGAUUUGGCUAACCCUAAUAUCAUGCAUAAAUGGACGCACUUUUUUGAGUCAUGCAAUCAAGAUUGUAUUCCAAUUAACGCUCACAGCAUGAGCUCUGUUCGGAAGCUUCUCGAGCUUGUGGAAUUUAAACUAAAGGAAGCGAUUUCAAGGGAACCUACUCUUCUUGUGAUGGUCAUUGGUGUUCCAAAUGUUGGGAAGUCGGCUUUAAUUAACUCAAUCCAUCAAAUAGCUUCUGCACGCUUUCCUGUGCAGGAGAAAAUGAAGCGAGCUAAUGUUGGUCCCUUGCCUGGGGUUACUCAAGAUAUUGCUGGCUUCAAGAUUGCUCAUCAACCUAGCAUAUAUGUUCUAGAUACUCCAGGUGUUUUAGUUCCAAGUAUUAAAGACGUGGAGACGGGGCUGAAACUGGCACUUGCAGGAUCUGUGAAGGAUUCCGUGGUGGGUGAGGAGCGUAUUGCUCAAUAUCUACUGGCAGUUUUGAAUACUCGGGGGACGCCCUUCCAUUGGAAACAAUCGAAUAACAGAAGAAUGGAGGGUAUUCAAUAUGAAUCAGAGGAAAUGCACAGAUUUAGUCUUAAUGACCUCCGACCAAAAAGGAGGCCUCCCCUUCCAAAUAAAUCUGAUGUGGUAUACGUCGAGGAUCUUGUUACACAAGUUCAACGUGCACUCUACGCAACGUUUUCUGGAUUUGAUGGCAAUGUUGAAGAUGAGAAUGAUUUAGAAAGUCUCAUCGAAGUGCAGUUUGAAGCAUUGCAGAAAGCAAUGAAGAUACCUCACAAGGCAGCGGAAGCUCGUCUGAAAGUGUCAAAGAAACUACUUACUCUAUUCAGGGCCGGUAAGCUUGGUCCAUUCAUCCUUGACGAUGUCCCCUCUCAUAACUAAUCAUCAUUAAAUUUUUUCUUAGCAAAAUAAUGUUCCUCGUCUUCAGUUGAAGUGGCUUUAUCGUAGUGAUAUUAUUCUUAGGGUAAAAUAUAAAUUUCAUUCUCAAAUUUUGUAACGUAGGUUGUGUAAAUUAAAACCAUGAUCAGCAGGGUUUUAUAUAUUUCUCAUUUUGAUGAUGGAAA
Molecule: messenger RNA, 1331 nt
Organism: Cucurbita moschata (crookneck pumpkin)
Lineage: Eukaryota; Viridiplantae; Streptophyta; Magnoliopsida; Cucurbitales; Cucurbitaceae
Product: short integuments 2, mitochondrial
Exons: 9
Coding region: 28-1149 (373 amino acids)
Cellular component (GO): mitochondrion
Molecular function (GO): GTPase activity; GTP binding
Source: RefSeq, a predicted model, not a curated record